GGUCGCUCAGGAUGUACCAACGCCCUCACCAGUAUCUAUGGCCGAUAACCGCGAAUUUGCCGUCAUCGCCUGCGCCGUCGUCACUGUGAUCGUCGUGAUUGUGUGUGCCCUGAUGGCUCUCUCGAGAACGAUGCCGUCUGGAGCCCCGGAACCCGUGUGCGAGACGGAAAGCUGCGCCCUGCACGCACGGCUUCUCACCAAGGACCUGGACCCAAACUUGGACCCCUGCGAGAAUUUCAGUGCUUACGUCUGUUCCGGUUGGUACAAGCGACAGCGUACUGACUACCUCCAUUUCUCCAAGUCGACCAUGGACGACGUGCGCAAGUCCUGGUUCCCAGCCUUCCACGACACUCUCUUUGAAGGCUCGCAGAAGCUCCGCGCAGGACGCAAACCGGUGGCCAUGUACUCGUCUUGCAUGGGCAGCCCUUCUGAAUACGGCUCGAAUUUGGGCAUGUUCCGAACGUACAUGGACGCCGUCAACCUAUCCUGGCCAGAGGCACCAAAGAAGCCAGGCUCAGACGCACUUAGCGUUUUAUUGAAGCUGGCGUUCCAGUGGCAGGUCCCACUGUGGGUGCGAAUUAGGGAGGCCCGCUCGGCUCGCAGCUGGCGCUUCGCAAUAGAUCCCGCCCCCUUUCUGCCACUCAUGAGACAGCACCACCUGAGCACAACAGAGGGCGCGUAUUCGAUGUACUGGGAGUCCUUCUACCGCCUUUUGAGCCUUCACCAGCGUAAGAUUGACCCAUCGACCGUCGAGGCGCUGCGCACCAUGGAACGCGAGGUGCUGGAGAAACUGUACGCCGCCCGAACGCCUCAGAUCCGGCACCCUGCAGUAGUUCCUGUUUCGAACAUGGGCAACCGUACUGCGCCACUCACAUCUGACAGGUGGCUCCGCGCUCUCGAACACCUGUCGCUCCACCCCACUGCCGCACCCAACGACAUGGUACUGCUCAGCGACACCGGCUUCUUCGAGACACUCGGGAGCCUGUUCGCGCGGUACAGCAACGACCAGCUGCUGGACCUCAUCGGCUGGGCCUUCGUGCAGCUGUGCGCGGCGGCGGCCGACUACCGGCUCCUGGUGGCGCGCUACGGGAGCGAGACGGCGGUGGCCAAAUACAAGCCGUACUUCUGCGAGCGCUUCGUCGAGUCGUCCUACAGCUUGCUCGUCAUCGCAAUGUACUCCGUGGCGCGUUUAUCCAGGCCGCAGCGCGAAUCGGUGGACGCCGGGUUCGAUAGCCUCGUGUGGGCCGCUGCGACCUUGGCCAACGCGACGACGUGGAUGGACGAGGACAGCCGGCGGCUGACCGCCGAGAAGAUGGCCUCGACGCGCCUCAUGCUCUGGCCCCCGGACGAGUACCUCGACAACGACACCCUUCUCGAGGAACUGUACGAAGCAUUCCCCAGCGCAGGCCAGUCGUUCGCAGACUAUUGGGUGACCGCGAGUCAUGUCACUGCCGCGGCCUACAGGUCGUUGGUGAACGCCGGCGCGUUCGGUUAUGCGGUCAACUACGCGCUGCCCUACAACCAUUACGACGGUCCUCUGGGCAAAGUGAAACUGGCCGUCGGUGCGGUGUCCAAACCACUUUACUACGCCGGCGGUACGAAGGCCAUGUUUUACGGCGGACUGGGCUUCUUAAUGGCGCUUAGCCUCGUACAGGCCGUGGACAGCGGAGGGCUCAGGUGGCACCCCGACGGGACGUUCGGCGACUCUUUCUUGUCCAGAGACUCGACCACGGCGUUCGCCGACAAGGACGCGUGCCUGGACUCCGCGAAGGACGCCGGACCAAGCGACGCCGCCAGAAGCGUGUUUCCCGAGAUCCCCGCGCUCGAGGUGGCCCACGCGGCGUACCGCACCGCCGUGGCCGAGAGCAGCAGGCCGCAGAACCUGGUCGGCGGACUCCGCGGAGACCAGGUUUUCUUCAUGACGCUCUGCUUCAUGACCUGCUCGCGCGAGCCGGUCGUCGACUGCAACAAGGCGGUGAGCAACUUUGCGCCCUUCGCCCGAGCCUUCGCCUGCCCGUCGGGCUCGCCCAUGAAUCCUGAACGAAAGUGCUCCUUCUUCGGUUGACUUUGCCGCACAGCACCCCACCCCCCUCCCUCCCUCCCUCGAGGAC
Messenger RNA from Dermacentor andersoni, 2111 nucleotides. RefSeq names its product endothelin-converting enzyme 1-like. Gene Ontology annotation, biological process: protein processing. Gene Ontology annotation, cellular component: plasma membrane. Gene Ontology annotation, molecular function: metalloendopeptidase activity. Lineage: Eukaryota; Metazoa; Arthropoda; Arachnida; Ixodida; Ixodidae. The record is from RefSeq and is a predicted model, not a curated record.